UCGAGCCCCUCAGUUAGUCUCUGGUUAAACACAGAGGCAGACGUGCGUUCCGGCAGUUGCAACCUUAUAGGGAGAACCACACUGCUUGUCAAAAUGAUCAAAAACCCGGUGGGCGAUCAAAAACGUCGCGUUUGUGUAAUUGGAGCCGGCACCGCGGGUCUGUGCGCCUUGAAGAACUCUUUGGAGUCGGGAUUGGAGGCGGUGGCCUACGAGCGGGGCACAGAGAUUGGCGGCACCUGGAUAUUCUCCGAGGAAAUGCCAAACAAUGUGUACGAUGAGGUUCACAGCAGCAUGUACCAGGGAUUGAGGACAAACCUGCCCAAGGAAGUGAUGGGGUACCCAGACUAUGCGUACGACAACGAUAUCGAGGACUCCUUCAUAACAUCCCAUCAGGUUUUGACCUUUCUUCGCUCGUAUGCGGAACACUUUAAGCUGGGCCCCCACAUCAAGCUCCAGCACGAAGUGAUAAGAGUGCGUCCUCGUUUGGAUGAUUGGGAGGUCUAUGUCUGGGACCACAGCACCAACACUUGCGACCCGGUCUACUACGACUUUGUGUAUGUCUGCAACGGUCACUACACGGAGCCAGAUAUGCCCGAGGUCGAGGGGGCGGAACUGUACGAGGGCAAGCUGAUGCACAGUCACCUGUACCGCAGGGCGGACAAGUUUAAGGAUGAAAGGGUUCUCAUCAUUGGCGCCGGUCCCAGUGGCAUGGACAUCACCAAUCAGGUCCGCAUGGAAGCCAAGCAUGUUUACUUGAGCCACCACUUGGCCACUGCCCCCAACACAGCAUUCAUGGGGAAUGUGACGCAGAAAACGGAUGUGGAGCGAUUCACAAAAACUGGGGCCAUCUUCAAGGACGGCAGCAGCGAGUCCUUCGACCAUGUGAUGUUCUGCACCGGCUACAAGUACACAUUCCCCUGCCUCAGCACGGACGUGGGCAUCCAGGUGAUAGACAACUUUGUGCAGCCCCUUUGGAAGCACUGCAUCAACAUCAACAAUCCGACGAUGGCCUUCAUCGGGCUGCCAUUUAAUGUCAUACCCACGCACAUAUUCGACAUGCAAGUGCGUUUCACGCUCAAGUUCUUCACGGGCCAGCGGGAGCUGCCGGCGCGGGAGCAGAUGAUCGCCGAGCUGGAGAAGGAGAUUGGCCAGCGGUGGGAGUGUGGCUUCUACAAUCGCAAGAAGGCCCAUCAAAUGGGCGAGCGACAGUUUGACUACUACAACGAGCUGGCUCGUAUGGCGGGCAUAGAUAAUAUCAAGCCUGUUAUUCUCAAAUUGAUGAAGGACUGCGGCAAGAAAUACAUUUUUGAACUGGAUACAUAUCGCAGCAACCGCUAUACGAUCGUAGACGACGAGAACUUUUUGAAGAAUGGCAAAAUUAGCAAUUAAGCUUGUUGCGUCCCUCAAUCCCGUACUUUUAGCGUAUAUGUAGUCAAAUAUGUCUAAAUAACUCAAUAAAUCGUGAAUGCUCUUAAACCAAAUAAAUACAAUA
Drosophila obscura is the source of this 1492-nucleotide messenger RNA. RefSeq names its product senecionine N-oxygenase (gene Fmo-2). Bases 94 to 1389 code for a protein of 431 amino acids. Lineage: Eukaryota; Metazoa; Arthropoda; Insecta; Diptera; Drosophilidae. The transcript has 6 exons. Gene Ontology annotation, molecular function: NADP binding; flavin adenine dinucleotide binding; N,N-dimethylaniline monooxygenase activity. The record is from RefSeq and is a predicted model, not a curated record.